Marasmius oreades (fairy-ring Marasmius) is the source of this 2373-nucleotide messenger RNA. RefSeq lists its product as uncharacterized. Bases 1 to 2373 code for a protein of 790 amino acids. The record is from RefSeq and is a predicted model, not a curated record. Lineage: Eukaryota; Fungi; Basidiomycota; Agaricomycetes; Agaricales; Marasmiaceae. Gene Ontology annotation, molecular function: protein binding. The transcript has 5 exons.
AUGCCUUCUCGCCGUCGUCUCAACUAUGUACGCCGCUACAAGGUCCCCGACGAUGUCCUCAUCUUGGUUUUGGGCUACCUUGAUCCUCCAUCUUUGUGGAGAGCUUGCAAGGCCUUCAAACGAAUUCAUGCUCUGGUGAAGGACUUCUCUGACCUUCGCUACAAAUACGAGCUUGCAAUUUUGGGCAUGAAGGAUGGGCCCGUAGCACAUGCGCGUGUCCCUCCUGUGUAUAGACUCCAACUCUUGAACGCUUACAGGCAAGGCUGGGGCGGGCUUUCGUGGACUUACGAAUCGAAAGCUCAAAUCCCUCAGUCCACCCGAGCUGGCGCCUCUGGUGGUUUUCUGCAGCAGAUAAAGGAGAACGGUGGAAACACUGUUCUCGACUUGAUGGAGCUGCCCUCGACUCGAACAAAUCGGCUCCCAGCCUCUACACGCCAUCUGCGGUACAUUUCUUCCGGUAUCGAGAGCCUAGCUAUCGACCAGGUUCAAGCGCUUAUCAUAACUAGUCAUGCCUUCAGUCACCAGGGACAGAUCGGUAUCCAGCUCCAUUUCAGGGAUCUCUGGAAUUUUAAUAAACACCCUAGGGCAUGCGCUCCGUCGUACGAGUUCUCGACUCAGGUUUCUUCCCGCCUACGUCGAAUUGAUAUUACUAUCUGUGGAUCCAAAGUUGCCAUUUCGCUUGAAUUUUCCGGCGCACGAAUGAAGCACUUGAUCAUGAGUUGGUUCACUUUUGAUGCUAGGUGGCUCGAUGACGAAGAUGUCCUCUUCCUGGACGAGACCUACCUUCUCGGAAUCAACAGGAGGUCUGGAAUCCCGCUCCUGUGUCUCUACAACAUCUCCAAACCGUCCGCGUUUACUAUUCUCCGUGAAUUUGAACUUCCAGAGGCUUGGGACCGUUCCGUCAUUGAAUUUUGUCCCAACAGUUCCCCACGCUCCGAUUUUUCACUUUCUCCCAGCACUGUGUUUUAUUUGGCACCAGAAACGAGGAUCCUCGCUAUCAAAUCUAGGAAAUCCUCUCGAGACCCUCAAGCUCCAUAUACCCCUAACGACUGGUUGUUCAUCAAAGAGUCGUAUUUUAAGCACAUGUCACGCAGAGAUCCUUUCCGCAUGGCCUGGAAGCAGUGGGGUCAGUACUGUCUCGCCAAAGAGGUGAUGAACUACCCUCCGUCGACGAUUCGUGGUCCCUACAUCGUUGGCUCAAAAGUCUUCUACGUCGAGAACACUCUCGCAAGAGUCACCGGCAGUCGAAGCACCACCCUUACCGUACACGGAGGAUCACGACUGCAUGCAAUUGAUUUCUCUCCGUUUACGGACUAUGGCGAAGCGUCUGGACAGAACUGGGUUUCAAAUGGACCCAAGGCUGGACUUAUUCCUAGUGAAUAUAGCAAGUCGAUUCAUGCUGCUGUUGUGGAUGGGUUGUCGAUUGAGGACGUUAGCGUCACUGAAGAUAAUAUUAUCCUUUUCACUAUGGUAGGUAUCAGCUCUACGGACAGCAUAUCGAAGGCAUUAGAUCCAGAAGAGAUCCUAAACAGCUCACUAAACACCCUCUACGGCUAUCAACCUAUCACUCUUUCAUCCUCAGGAUCACUGUUUGAAUACACUCUACAUUCGGGAGGCUCAUGGAGCGGAGAUAACAAGCCAUCCACACUCGUGCUUCGUACACCCGACACACGUUCUUCUAAUUGGUCUCUUCACGCCUCAUCGAUAUGGGCAUCAUCGAGAUAUUUAGCAGACCACUUUGACGAACUGGGUCUCCCGGACUUGAUCGGAGAUAAAGAGGCAAGUCAACCUGAAUCGAGCUGUUUUCGUCUAUUGGAAUUAGGUGCUGGUGCCGGUCUUCCAGGAAUCGUGAUCGCAAAGACCCACCAAAGACUACGGGUCACGAUCAGCGAUUAUCCUGACCAGCAGCUCAUCGAAACCCUCUGCGAGAAUAUCUCUAGAAACGCCGUGGAAGGGAAUUGUAAAGCCAUAGCAUACGCUUGGGGUUCAGAAUCAAACUCUCUUUGUGAUGAUGGUACACACCCUCAGGAACCAACCAGGCUAUUCGACAUGAUCAUCGCUGCCGAUACGGUAUGGAAUCCAGACCUUCACUGCGUUUUCAUUGACUCUCUCAAAAUGCUGCUGAAGAGGACGGAAGGAGCAUGUAUUCAUCUGGUGGCUGGGCUUCAUACCGGAAGGUACACUUUACAAUCAUUCAUAAGAGCCGUUGCUCAAGCGGGACUUGUCGUCGAAUCUGCGAUCGAGCGAGAGUUGAAUGGAUGUUCAAGUCGCCCUUGGAAUGUGAAGAAGGCAGAAGAAGAGGAUGAGAAAGAGAGGAGGCAAUGGGUUGUUUGGAUAACGAUAAGAUGGCCGAUGCAUAAAGAUAGAGAGUGA